Molecule: messenger RNA, 1091 nt
Organism: Penaeus monodon (black tiger shrimp)
Lineage: Eukaryota; Metazoa; Arthropoda; Malacostraca; Decapoda; Penaeidae
Product: lithostathine-1-alpha-like
Source: RefSeq, a predicted model, not a curated record
AUGACUUCUUAGAAUUCAGAGAGAACAAUUAAAAGUUCACAAAAAGACAGGAACCACCUUUAUAAACACUGAAGGCAUCGUGUGGAUUUCAGUCGACGAGUGUCUUUGCUCUCGAGUGUUUGAGGAGGUCCAGCUCUUCGCUUUUCCAAAAGAUGCGUGUGGUUGUAGCAUUUCUCUGGGCGAUGGCGUGGGCAGUGUGGGCGCUGGAGGAGGGCGGUGUGGGCAGUCUUUACGAUCAACACUUUCCACCUCUUCACCCUAAUUGUACCCAGAGUCUUACAGAUCUUCUCCUGUUGCGCCAAGAACUCCAGCUCAGAGAACUGAAGGAGGUCGAGCAAGUGUCGGCAGAGAUCCUGAAAGAAAUCCUUACUGAUAUCAGAAGUUUCUUGACGAGGAACCGAACGUCUACAGAAGCAUCCUGCCCAAGCAACUUCAGAAAAUUCGGCGAAACCUGUUUGUAUCUUCAUAAGGACACCGACUUGACUUGGGAAGGUGCCCGGCUUUUCUGUCAAAACUUGGGGGGAGAUUUGGCUGUAUUCCGAGACGCCAAUGCCCUAGCAGAAGCUCUUGCAUAUACUAAAGGUUCAGGCCUUUCGAGCUCCGCAAAUGUGUGGGCGGGCGGAAGCGACAUCGCAGUAGAAGGGGAGUGGAAAUGGGUGACUGGGGAAGACAUGCCGAGAGGAACGCCCUUUUGGGGAGACUUCAAUUACAUCCGGGAGCCAGUCGGCGCUCCAGGGGAGAACUGUGCUAUCCUACACGGCCCUGAUGGCUUCUUGAUGCAUGAUGCUCCCUGUACCUGGAAAUGCAAGCCUCUCUGUCAAAUAAAGCAAAUUAAACAUUGAUUUGUAAUCCUUUCUGUCCAAUAAAGCACACUCAGACAAGAAAAUGCAAUCUUUUUUUUCAAAUAACCCAUACUAAAAAAAAAAUCAUUACUCAUUGUUGAAAUAGCGGAAUUAAGGGAACGCUUUGAAGAAAAGGCCCAUGCAAUAGGAAAUAACUGCGUUCUGUCGAAAAGCACUUCCCUGUCGUAUUAUAGUUGUUGUCUAUAGAAACAUCGACGGGUAGGUCUACACGAUGAAAAUUAUAUGUGC